Psilocybe cubensis is the source of this 1320-nucleotide messenger RNA. RefSeq lists its product as uncharacterized. Lineage: Eukaryota; Fungi; Basidiomycota; Agaricomycetes; Agaricales; Agrocybaceae. The transcript has 7 exons. Gene Ontology annotation, biological process: regulation of glucose metabolic process; protein phosphorylation. Gene Ontology annotation, cellular component: mitochondrion. Gene Ontology annotation, molecular function: pyruvate dehydrogenase (acetyl-transferring) kinase activity. Bases 1 to 1320 code for a protein of 439 amino acids. The record is from RefSeq and is a predicted model, not a curated record.
AUGUCUGCAGGAUUCAGAAUAACGCCUGCGAUAUGGGACAAGAUACACCAUUUUGCUUCGUUUCCACAGACGGGAGUCUCUCUCCAGCAGAUGGUCUUGUUCGGUCAGAAUCCCAGCCAGGGCACCCUGCUCAAGGCUAGCCAGUUCCUAGCAGAGGAGCUACCCGUGCGCCUAGCCCACCGCGUCAAAGAACUCGACGAGCUACCGCACAACCUCAGCGCGAUGCCGUCCAUCAAGAAAGUCAAAAACUGGUACGCCCAGUCGUUCGAGGAACUCAUCACUUUCCCCCCCAUCGUGCUUCCGCCGAGCAUCCGCCAGGCGUUGAUGAUAACCAGACCGGACGAAAUCCAUCUCCCUGAAUCCAAACCCAAUCUCUUCAACGACCCUUAUUCAAAUCCGUACCAGUCCCAUGUGAACGGGAACGGCAACGGGAAUGGCUUUAACAAGCUCAAACUCCGGGUACCCAUGGAACGAAGAUAUUACGCGAAUACUAACAACAUUACCUGGCCGCCCGAGGUCCAGGAUUACAACAAGCGGUUUACCAAGCUGCUCGAGCACAUCAAGAGCCGCCACGAUCCAACAGUCACCACCGUCGCCCAGGGUGUUUUGGAGUGGAAGCGGAGUCAGAAUGCGCGCCAUAUUGGGCUCGACAUGCAGGCCUGGCUCGAUCGCUUCUACCUCUCGCGUAUAGGCAUCCGAUUUCUCAUUGGACAGCAUGUGGCGUUGAAUACACAGCAGGCACAUGCGGACUAUGUUGGAAUCAUCUGUACAAAAGCUAACGUGCACGAUAUCGUGCAAGAAGCCAUCGAAAACGCGCGUUUCGUGUGCGAAGAACACUACGCCAUGUUCAAAGGGCCGCCUGUGCAGCUCAUCUGUCCCAAAGACCUCACUUUCCCUUACGUUCCCGGCCAUCUCUCACACAUCUGCUUCGAGCUGCUUAAAAACUCACUGCGUGCGGUUGUCGAACGAUAUGGCGUCGACCAGGAAGACAACUUUCCCCCGAUCAAGGUCGUCGUCGUUGAGGGUAAGGAGGACAUCACGAUCAAAAUUUCCGAUGAGGGAGGAGGCAUCCCACGCAGUGCCAUUCCUCUCAUCUGGACGUACAUGUAUACCACUAUGGAUAGCCAGGGAAUUGACGGCGAUUUCCAGACAAACGAUUUUAAGGCUCCGAUGGCUGGGUUUGGGUAUGGGCUACCACUGUCAAGACUGUACGCGCGUUACUUUGGGGGCGAUCUACGCCUGAUAUCCAUGGACGGUUUUGGAACGGACGUGUAUAUCCAUCUGAACAGGCUGUCGAGUAGUCGCGAACCCCUGCCAUAG